This is a messenger RNA of Linum tenue, 984 nucleotides long. Lineage: Eukaryota; Viridiplantae; Streptophyta; Magnoliopsida; Malpighiales; Linaceae. The record is from the annotation of a GenBank genome assembly.
UUGCGAUGGCUUGGAAGAUGCAAAGCUUCAGGGCUACAGCGUCAUCAUCCCACCAUCAUUAUCAUCACCAUCAUCACGAUACCAUUCCUUCUACUGUUUUCCAUACCUCUGAAAUGUACUGCAACUCCCCUGUUCCGCCACCACCUCCUUACUUUUUCCGAGGAGGAGGAGGAGAAGAAGAAGAUGAAGACUGUAGAAGCCAAACCCGGUUUGGUGACCUUGGGGAGCUUGAUCAUCCCCAACCAACAACAACCCACUCUCUCCCCCACCUCCUUCUGCUUUCCAACACCACCAUGCUGUUGAUUUAAGCCCAAGCUCCAUGUUCAGUUCAAAAUCAGGAAACAAUGUCGCCCUCGCCCAUGGAAGCAACAGCAGUUUACAUUUCGCUUCGCCAUUGAUUACGACUGGGAUCGGAGAGGUAGCAGCGGCAGGGUGUUUGGACACAGGGCAAUACCUGUACGGGAGAGCGACAUUGUUGGGGAACGAGCAGCAGAAUAACAACAACAAUAGCAACAACAGUAGUAGUUGUGGUGGUAAUCUCGAGAAGUGGGGGGAUUCAAUUUCAACCUCGACUGGGAUGGGUGCAGGAGGAGGAGGAGAUACGAGCCAGCAGACUACUGACACUUCCACAGAUGUCGAUACUGAUGAAAGAAACCAAUUUCACCACCAACAGCAGCAGCUUGGUGAUGGUGGCCAACAUGGCUCAAUUUUGGUGGUUGAUUCCAUGGAUCAAUCCAAGGGCAAAAUCGAUGACCAAAAGCAGAGUCUUCGAAGGUUGGCUCAGAACCGGGAAGCAGCCAGAAAGAGUCGCCUGAGGAAGAAGGCUUAUGUCCAGCAGCUUGAGAACAGUCGCUAAAGGCUUACCCAACUCGAACAAGAACUACAACGUGCGCGCCAACAAGGAAUUUUCGCCGCCUCCACAGGUGCAUCGGUGGACUACCAUGGCCACUCAGUAUCAGGAAAUGGAGGCGGUGGUGCGAUGGC